Molecule: messenger RNA, 2354 nt
Organism: Cucurbita maxima (winter squash)
Lineage: Eukaryota; Viridiplantae; Streptophyta; Magnoliopsida; Cucurbitales; Cucurbitaceae
Product: heat shock cognate 70 kDa protein 2-like
Exons: 2
Coding region: 132-2084 (650 amino acids)
Biological process (GO): protein refolding; cellular response to unfolded protein
Cellular component (GO): cytoplasm
Molecular function (GO): ATP binding; ATP-dependent protein folding chaperone; misfolded protein binding
Source: RefSeq, a predicted model, not a curated record
CUGUAACACUACUUCACAUAACCUAGUUACGCCUCUCGUUCAUUUCAUCUUUCUUCCCAAAUCUCCGCUUCUUCUUUCUUUGAUCCACAUUCAUCUCUUCUUCCUAGCUACCACCGUAGCUGAACACCAUAAUGGCCGGCAAGGGAGAAGGUCCGGCUAUCGGAAUCGAUCUCGGAACCACCUACUCUUGCGUUGGUGUCUGGCAACAUGACCGUGUUGAGAUCAUUGCCAAUGACCAGGGUAACAGGACUACUCCUUCCUAUGUUGGAUUCACCGACACCGAGCGUUUGAUUGGUAAUGCUGCUAAGAACCAGGUCGCCAUGAACCCGAUAAACACUGUCUUUGACGCGAAGAGGUUGAUCGGAAGAAGAUUCAGUGACUCUUCAGUCCAGAGCGACAUCAAGUUGUGGCCUUUCAAGGUCAUCCCUGGCCCUGGUGACAAGCCCAUGAUUGAGGUUAACUACAAGGGUGAAGAGAAGCAGUUCGCUGCUGAAGAAAUCUCUUCCAUGGUUCUCAUUAAGAUGCGUGAGAUUGCUGAAGCUUACCUUGGUUUCAACGUGAAGAAUGCCGUGGUCACCGUUCCUGCUUAUUUCAACGACUCCCAACGUCAGGCCACCAAGGAUGCUGGUGUUAUUGCUGGUCUCAAUGUCAUGAGAAUCAUCAAUGAGCCCACGGCUGCUGCCAUUGCCUAUGGUCUUGACAAGAAGGCAACCAGUGUUGGGGAAAAGAACGUUUUGAUUUUCGAUCUUGGAGGUGGUACUUUUGAUGUCUCUCUUCUCACCAUUGAAGAGGGUAUCUUUGAGGUGAAGGCCACUGCUGGAGAUACUCACCUUGGUGGUGAAGAUUUCGACAAUAGAUUGGUCAACCACUUUGUCCAGGAAUUCAAGAGGAAGCACAAGAAGGACAUUAGUGGCAACCCAAGGGCUCUCAGAAGGUUGAGAACCUCGUGUGAGAGGGCUAAGAGGACUCUCUCAUCCACUGCUCAGACCACCAUUGAGAUUGACUCCUUGUAUGAAGGAAUCGACUUCUACUCUACCAUCACUCGUGCCAGAUUCGAGGAAUUGAACAUGGAUCUUUUCAGAAAGUGUAUGGAACCCGUCGAGAAGUGUUUGCGGGAUGCAAAGAUGGACAAGAGCACCGUCCACGAUGUUGUUCUUGUCGGUGGAUCCACUAGGAUCCCCAAGGUCCAACAGUUACUGCAGGAUUUCUUCAAUGGCAAGGAGCUUUGCAAGAGCAUUAACCCCGAUGAAGCUGUUGCCUAUGGUGCCGCAGUUCAAGCUGCCAUCUUGAGCGGUGAAGGCAAUGAGAAAGUUCAAGAUCUUCUUUUGUUGGAUGUUACCCCACUCUCGCUUGGCUUGGAAACCGCCGGUGGUGUCAUGACUGUCUUGAUUCCAAGAAACACCACAAUUCCCACGAAGAAGGAGCAGGUAUUCUCUACCUACUCCGACAACCAGCCUGGUGUGUUGAUCCAAGUAUACGAAGGAGAAAGAACAAGAACCCGCGACAACAAUUUGCUUGGAAAAUUCGAGCUCUCCGGCAUCCCUCCAGCUCCCAGAGGUGUACCUCAAAUCACAGUGUGUUUCGAUAUCGAUGCCAACGGUAUCUUGAACGUGUCUGCGGAAGACAAGACCACCGGCCAAAAGAACAAGAUCACAAUCACCAACGACAAGGGAAGACUCUCAAAGGAGGAGAUCGAGAAAAUGGUUCAAGAGGCAGAGAAGUACAAGUCGGAGGAUGAAGAGCACAAGAAGAAGGUAGAAGCCAAAAACGCCUUGGAGAACUACGCAUACAACAUGAGGAACACAGUGAACGACGAGAAGAUCGGCGCCAAGCUAUCCCCAGCUGACAAGAAGAAGAUCGAAGAUGCCAUCGAGCAGUCCAUCCAGUGGCUUGACGCCAACCAGCUGGCUGAAGCCGAUGAGUUCGAAGACAAGAUGAAGGAGUUGGAGAGCAUCUGCAACCCAAUCAUCGCCAAGAUGUACCAAGGCGCUGGAGCUGAUAUGGGCGGCGCUGAUGACGACAGCAUCCCGACCGGCGCUAGCGGAGGUAGCGGUGCUGGUCCCAAGAUCGAGGAAGUCGACUAAGCGAGUUCGACUGUCCAAGAAGUAUUUGCAAUGUCGGGUCGUAUCGCACUUUUUUGUCAUUUUGGAACCGUGGAAUUUUGAAUUAUGGCCCAACGAGUGUAAGCCACCGUUUUUUUUUGGUCUCCCACUCUCUGUUAUAAAAGUUUCGUUGAAGACAUUUUAGUGAGCGGUGGAAAUUACUUGUAAGCCACAAAACUCCCUCAGCUUACUUUUGCAGAUGUAAAAUUAUUAUGAGGACUUUUACUAAAGAGAUCGUUUUGGGUUCUUCUA